Molecule: messenger RNA, 6227 nt
Organism: Cololabis saira (Pacific saury)
Lineage: Eukaryota; Metazoa; Chordata; Actinopteri; Beloniformes; Belonidae
Gene: acin1a
Product: apoptotic chromatin condensation inducer 1a
Exons: 18
Coding region: 40-5232 (1730 amino acids)
Molecular function (GO): nucleic acid binding
Source: RefSeq, a predicted model, not a curated record
AGGGCGUGGCCUCGGCGGACCCGACGAGAGGAAGGCAAAAUGGCGGACCUCGAAGACGUUACGCUGGACGGGAGACCGCUGCAGUCCCUGCGAGUGGCGGACCUGAAGGCGGCCCUGGAGGAGAGAGGACUGUCGAAAAGCGGGCAGAAGAAUGCUCUCAUCAAAAGACUGAAGGGGGCUCUCAUGCUGGAGAAUUUGCAGAGGACCUCCACUGCUCAUGUUGGACUGCAGCCAAACUCUCAGAUUGGUGAGGAAAUGAGCCAAAACAGUUUUAUCAAGCAGUAUUUGGCUAAGCAACAGGAGCUCCUGAGGCAACGGCUGGAGAGAGAGGCUCGUGAAGCAUAUGAAACAAAUGAGCAAGAGGACCACACAGAUGUUAAUAACAGUACAUCAUGCCCGCCCCCUGCUCAGGAUGCUACCCCAGCUUUAGCUGGGCAACACAAGCCAGCCGGUCCCUCUAACGCAGAGGGGUUGUCGGACUCAGUGAAUGCAGGAGAAGUUAAUAAAAAUCAGGAGGCUGACGUGUCCAGUCCACCUGCCUCUGGCUCUAUGGGCGUGCGGGCUCCUGGUGGUGGGAAAUGGCAAGACGUAGGUUCUGCAUCCAGCAAGGCUGCAGCUGACAGCAAUGAUGAAGACAGUGAGGAUGGAGACGAGGAUGGUGACGACGAUGACUGGGACAACAAUGCCCGAAGGAAAAACUUCAGAGAGCCAGCAAAGGUGCCCGCCGCAAGAGAGAGGUCUAUGGCAUCCCGUCAACCCCAGCAGCAAAAUAUCCCUUCUCUGUUUUCUCCUCAACUCCGCCAGCCAACACCUCCUCCCUCCCCACCUCCAGAGUUAUCGUUCCCUUUACCUGACACCCCUAAACAGAGCCCGCCUAGUCCUGAUGUCGCCCCCCUCAGGCACUCACCCAGUAGCUCCAGCUCUGGUUCUUCCAGUAGCGGUAGCCGUAGUAGCAGCCCAGAGCCAGAGAGAAGUGUUGAGCGCAAGCCUGGACCCCUGACCCUUCUCGCACGUAAAAUGGAGUCGGAAGGGGCUUUCUCUGGAGCGGGCUGGCAUGGCACAGAAGGGGAAGGAGGCAGUUCACCUUCUACUACAUCACUUCCUGGCAGAGGGCCUCCAGAAGGUCUGGUGUCUGCAAUCAGUCACACAGCCAACACUGCAGGACAUGCACCAUUUCCCAUGAUUCCAGGCACCCACCAAGGUAUCAUAGGAGCACCUUUGGCCCACGGCGAAGGACCUGUGAGUGUGCUCAAGUCUGCUGCGCUAGAGGAGAGGGACAGAGAGAGGGAGCUUGAGAAGAAGAGAGAAAAAGCAUUAGAACUGGAAAGGCAAGCAGAGUCGAAAAGGCUCGAGCAAGAACGAGCAGCAGAGGAAGAGCGAGAGAGAGCUAUGGCACUAGAGCGAGAGGAAAAGGAGAAAGCUCUGGAAAGAGAGCGAUUUGAGCGACAGCAGGCCCUAGAAAGAGAAGAAAGAGAAAAGGCUUUACAGCGGGAGCGAGAACUUGCUCUGGAAAAAGAGAAGCAGGAGCGAGAAGAAGCUUUGGCUAAAGAGAAGGAGGAGCGAUUGAGAGCCAUAGAGCUAUUAAGGCAAAAGGAGCUGGAAAGACAGAGGGCUUUGGAGCAAGAACGUCUGCAGAGAGAAAGGGAGGAGAAGGAGAGGCAAGAAAGGGAGGAAAGAGAGCGGCAGAUGGAGCUAGAAAAAGCCAGGGCUCUGGAGAGAGAACGGGAAGCUAUUGAAAGAGCACGUGAGCAGGAGAGGUUGGAGAGAGAAAGAGCUCUGGAAGCUGAGAGAAAGGAGAAGGAAAGAGCUCUGGAAGCUGAGAGAAAGGAGAAGGAAAGAAUUGAAAAAGAAAAAGCCCUUGAACAGGAGAGGCUGGAGAAGGAACGGAUUGAGAAGGAGAAAGCUAUGGAGCAAGAGAGAAUAAAGCGCGAGAAGGCUGCAGAGCAAGAGAGAAUAAAGCGCGAGAAGGCUGCAGAGCUUGAAAGAAUUGAGAGAGAAAAGGCCAUAGAGCUGGAAAGAAUAAAAAAAGAAAAGGCUCUAGAGCAAGAAAGGUUGGCUCUGGAGAAGAGGGAAAAAGAGAGAAUUGAAAAAGAGAGAAUUGAAAAAGAGAAGGCAUUGGAGCAAGAGAGAAUAGAGAGGGAAAGACGAGAGAGGGAAAGACGAGAGAGGGAAGAAAAAGAGAAGGCAGAGAGGGAGGCAGCUCUAGAAAAAGAGAGGAUUGAGAAGGAACGAGCUGAGAAGGCGAGGAAGGAACAGCUGGAGAGAGAGAAGGCUCUAGAGAAGGAGAAACUUGAAAGGGCAAGAGCCCUGGAGAAGGAAAGGCAGGAAAAGGAGAGAGCUUUGGAGCAAGAAAGGAUAAAGGCUCUUGAACAGGAAAAACUGGACAAAGAGAAAGCCAUGCAGAAAGAAAAAGAGGAACAGGAGAGGGCACUGGAACAGGAGAGGGAGAAGUUUAGGAUGGCUGAAAAGGAGAGAGAGAGUCACCUCCCUCCAUCCAAACGUGGCCGUGAGGUUGGUCUCACUUCCCUGCCCACUCCCCCCCUCCUCUCCACAGGACCCACUGGGAGCUCAUCGACAGAGGUGCCACAGCGGGAGGAUGACCAUGCAUCAGCGUCCAAGGCUGAAGGCCCCGCUGCAGAGUCUAGUGCAUCUGUGUCACCAGCAGCUCCGCCAUCUCAUUCGUCAUUUAAGAAGUUCCACUUAUUACGCGAUUCCCCAGUUCAACCGCAAUCUUCAUCCACUUCUUUGAUUAUCAAGCGGCCCCGUACAUUCUCCGAUAGCCCUCAACCUCGGGCCUCACCGCUCACCUCACCCACCAGAUUAGUGAUACCACAACUAGAAGUACACAAGGCCCCCAACGAGCAGGAGGAUCCACAGAAGCAGGCACACCAGGAGACCGUCUCUGUGUCCGUCUGUUCUGCGACGGCCCGAUCGGAGCAGAAGAAUUCAGAUAAAACUGCACCGGCCCAGAGUCCUGCAGAAGGGGCCAAAAGGCUCGUCACGGAGGUCAAAGAAAAAGCAGCUUCAUCAAAGACUGAAGACUCCGUCAAGGAGUCCAGUGAAAGAGCAAAAAAAGUGGAUGACGGCAAGAGUUCCUCAAGCCCAUCGGAUGCUGCAGAAGAGGGGAGAAGUGACACAAAGAAGGAGGAGAAACGGCCAAGACGACGAUCAUCAUCUAAUGAUUCCUCUUCCUCAGAAUCAGACUCUGGGUCCUCCUCAUCUCAAUCAUCUGGCUCAUCCACAUCUUCUCAAGAUAAAACCCGCCCCGUUUCCAGAGGUAGAGAGGAGGGAAAGCGUGAAAGAGACUCCUCACAACGUCACAUGGACACAACAAAGGCUGAGGGUUUAAGAGAGAGCCCAGAAGCCUCCCCCUGCAAAAAGAAAGCCUCUAUAGAGAGCAGUAAAACUUCUGAUGGAGAUGGUCACAUUGAGCAGAAACUGUUCAGUGAUGCAUCAACCAGAGAGGUUCCACAUCGGAGGACAAAGGACAGCGAGAGGGGAGAAGAAAAGGACAAACAAAGGCAAGUGAAGGAGACUGCCAUGGCAGAUUCAGAGAAGGUUUCAGAGACCAAUGAGGAGACACCAAAGGCUUUCUCAGCACGCAAGAUCUCUCUUAGUAACAGUAAAUCCUCCCCAGGCACUGUGAGUGCAGAGGGCGAACAGGAGUCUGGGACUGUGGCUGCUCGCAAAAGGAGAUGGGGCUCAAGCACAGCUGUUACUGCCAAGAAACCUUCUAUCAGCAUCACCACUGAUUCACUCAAGUCUCUGAUUCCUGACAUAAGGCCGUGUCUGGGCCAGGAGGCCGUCGUGGACCUUCACCCUGAAGAAGCAGCCAUCUCUGGCACAGAGGAUGAAGAUACAGAGCGCUCUGACCAGGACCUUCAGAUCCGACGCACCGUCACACAGGUGGUGCAUGCAGAAAGCCAAGAGAAUGGUCAGAAAGAAGCAAAGAGGAGCAAGCGGGAGGAGAUGGAGGAAGAGAACUCUCAGCUAGACCAGGAAAGGAUAAAGACCCAUGAAAAGCAGAUGGACAUUUCCCUUCCCGAACCCGUGGAAACCCAGUCGCCACCACAUUCCAGCCCUGAUGUAGAAACUAACACUGUGACCCCUAGCGACACCCUCAUUCGUCGCUCCAUCAGCCAGCAGAAAUCAGGUGUGUCUAUCACAAUCGACGACCCUGUUCGCACGGCCCAGCAACCCUCGCCACCACGAGGAAAAGUCUCCAAUAUUGUUCACGUAUGCAACCUGGUGAGGCCCUUCACACUGGGGCAGCUGAAGGAGCUGCUCGGCAGAACUGGAAGUCUGGUGGAAGAGGGCUUCUGGAUCGAUAAAAUCAAGUCCCACUGUUAUGUCACUUAUUCUAGUACAGAGGAGGCAGUCGCUACACGGACAGCUCUUCAUGGAGUUAAAUGGCCUCAAAGCAACCCAAAAGUCCUCAGUGUUGACUUCUGCCAGCAAGAUGAGUUGGACUUCCACAAAGGUUUGGGUGCAGCAGUUGGACCUGGAGGAGAGGAGCAAGGUCCUGCUCCCGGCCGCGGGCGGACAUUAGGCCUGCCUUCACUUCUCCCCGAGCGCGACCAAUGGGCCGAGCGCGAACGCGAGAUGGAACGCAGAGAGCGGGCGCGGGCUGAGCGGGAGUGGGACCGCGACAAGGUCAGAGAGUUUGGGAAACCUGAAGAAGAGAAAGAGGGAGCUCCACGCAGGUCACGCUCCAGAGAGAAACGACGCAAGGAGCGCGGGAAGAGCAAGGAGAAGAAGAUGGAGAAGAAGGCUGAGGAUCCCCCUGCAAAGCUGCUUGACGACUUGUUCCGCAAAACUAAAGCGGCUCCUUGCAUUUACUGGCUUCCACUUACAGAGGAGCAGUAUCUCCAGCGGGAAGUUGCCAGGGCAGAGCGGAUGAAGGAGCGUGAGAAACGAAGAAAGGAACUAGAAGAAGAGGAGGAGAAAAAAAGGGAAGAGGAGCGCAAAGAGAGGAUGAAAGCUACAAGUGCCGCCGCAACAGGAGACAGGAGUGAGGGUGAGAAGGACAAGGAGCGGGACAGAGAGAGGGACAGAGACCGAGGCAGGGAUAGGGACCGGGAGAGAGAGCGGGACAGGGAGAGAGCGAGGGAGAGGGACAGGGACAGGGAGAACGACAAACGCAGGGAUGGCUACCGUAGACCAGGGGGCAGCGGGACAGGGACGGGUCGACGCUCACGUAGCCGCAGUGAACCAAGAGAACGGAGACGCUGAUGACCAGUCCAGCUGAUGGAACUGUCUUGGACACCACCCUUUUCCAUUUGCCUUUCACUACAUGUACUUUGUUAAAAAUAAGACCCAACAGAGGACCAACUGAUGUCGAUUCCAUCUCAAAUAUAUACUUCUUUUUUUCUUUUUUUUUUACGCACAUUGACACAAACAGUCAUGCUUAAGGGGACUGAUUUUGCAGUGUUGUUUUCCAGUGUGCUGUACAUCUUGCUCGUGUCAAGGUUUGAUAUAUUUUUCUUUACACAUAGGUUUUUUUUUUUCCUCUCUCUCGCUUUCUUUCUCUCUCGCUCGCUCGCUUUCUUUUUUUUCCCCCUGGCCUUAUGGAAGUAUGGCACACUGGGCAAAUUUAAUGUUUUUACGCCAUUGUGCCCCAUUUGCUCCAAAGUGUAGGUGCCAAUUAUAAUUUUCAAUCGGGUUUCGUCCCCGUUUGUGGUGAGCACUCUGCAGUGAGGAAUCCUCCUGCUGCUAGUCGUGCACAGCUACACUUCCAGUCCUGCCAGAACAUAAAACUUGGUCCUCUAUGCGUACUUGCAUAAAUCAGAAAAUAUUGGAAGCAGUGUGUUUGGCAUUUUGUACAGACCUAUAAGAUUAUUCAAAAUCAAGUCUUUAAAUAAGGCAGCUCUGGGGUAUUUUUCACAAAGCGUGUGAUAACUACUAAGGUGGUGCAGUGUUCCUCUUUCUCUGUAAACGGACGACUCUGUGGGAGAGAAUCUGUCACACCUAUCACGAGUAAUGAUUAUGUCUUCGUUGAAUCUCUUUUGCCUCUUUAAUUUCUUCCUCCAGUUCUCUACAGCAACCCUGUAGUGUCAAUACAAACUCGAGGGGAAAUUGCAUUAUGCGUUUUCUCACCAAUGGUUUUAAUAUUGUUUUUUAAUUGUUAUUUUAUCAUUUUAGUACAAAGAUUUGCUUUUGUUUUUUUUAAUUUCUUGGAGACGCCUAUAAGUGGUGAAUGUACAAAUAAUAAAAAUUGAAAUUUGAAA